AUGGGGAAGCCCUCGUUGCCGACCAUACUGGCCAUUUGUGCCCUUGCAGCCAACUAUGGCUCUCGCUCUGUGCUGCCGGUGGUGUCCCACGUGAUUUGCAGUGACUCGCACUGUUCCGCCUCGGAGCUUGUCGGGGCUUCUGCCAGUGCAUUCUUUGCCGGGGACCUGGUGGCGCAGCUGGCAGCCAAGCCCCUCGUCCAGCGCUACAGUGGGCAACAGCUGCUGAGUUUGGGCACAGCUGCCUGGGCUGCAGUGCUGCUACUGGUUCCACUCGCUGUGCAGGGGCCGAUGCUUGGGCUUCUGCUGCUGAAGUUGCCGUUCGGAUUCUGCUGCGGUCUCGGCUACCCGGCCGCGCACGCACUCCUGGCGGAGGCCGUGCCAGCCGCAGAGAAGGGCUUGGCGGUGAGCUUGAUCGUCAGUGCAUCAGCCAUGGGAGCGAUGAUUAGCAACUUCAUCACUCCUCAGCUUGUCGAUUUCUGCGGGUGGCCAACUCCGUUCGUGCUGUUUGCAGUCCUUGGCGGCGCCACUGCUGUUGCCAUCCGUAUGCUUCCGAGCUCUCGGCCCAAAGCGAAGGCGCUCGUGGCUGAAACCGCGGACUGGGAGGAGCUGCUUGUCUGGUCCAAGGAGCCCCUAAUCCUCGCGAUUUAUUUCGCCAUGUACGCUUCCGGUGUGGCCAAUGCCUUCCUCUACAGCUUCGUGCCCAGCCUCUUCGUGGAAGCCUAUGGGGCGCAGGUGUCCGAUCUUGCGUGGCUUACAGCCGCCGCGCCGCUCUGCAACUCGGUGUGCUGCGUUCUCAGUGGCAUCCUGGCCGAUCGGCUGGCCAAAUCCUGGCCAACACACCGCUGCCGGAUGCUCAUGCAGCUCUUGGGCACUGCGCUGCCUGCUCUGUGCCUGGUGACCAUCUGCAGUUCGGAGAGCCGUUUCAGCGUCUCCAUCCUGCUGACUCUCUGGAUGGGCACCCACGGCUUCCAAACUUCCGGGCUCACGGCGUUGUUUCACGACGUCGCCCAUACCAGGGCCAGCGAGCUCUUCGCGAUAGGAAACGUCUUCAGCAAGUUUGCCGGCAUCCUUGCAGGUCCCAUGUUCAGCAGAAACGCGGCCCUGUGGGGCUGGAAGUGCGUUCUCUGCGGCUUGUCCGUCCACUAUGCGAUGUCUGGCAUCGUCCUUAUCAGCCUUAUGCACAGAAGCAAGGAAGCGGGCAAGCUUUUCUCUACAGAAGAGAAGCUGCACACCAAGCCCGUGGCCUUGAAGAUGGAGCAGACCAGUACAGGGCGAAAGACAGCUGGAGGCCAGGAAGAGCCGACGGUCUCACUUUCGCCAGAUUCAGGUCCUUGCUCAGAGCUUCCACACAAGGUUCCGUCGUACCCUCCCGACCAAGUGCCCCAGAUGACGCAGCGGCGUGGCCGCGCCCUGGGGUGA
Symbiodinium necroappetens is the source of this 1419-nucleotide messenger RNA. The record is from the annotation of a GenBank genome assembly. Lineage: Eukaryota; Dinophyceae; Suessiales; Symbiodiniaceae.